Cladocopium goreaui is the source of this 4266-nucleotide messenger RNA. Lineage: Eukaryota; Dinophyceae; Suessiales; Symbiodiniaceae. The record is from the annotation of a GenBank genome assembly.
AUGGCGGACAGCAGCAGAUACGUCAGGGCCGUGAGCGAAGUCGUAGGGGGCGGAGAUCACUUGGAGAUCAUCGGAGUGAUGGAGCUUCUGACGUUCAUUGUCCUGGCAGCGGCGCGGGAGGAAACCUGGCAGGGGCAACUGAUCCUUUAUGUGACUGACAACAUGAAUGUCAAAGCAAGGUUACGUACCAGGCGCGCUUCAAACAGAUACGUGAGGGCGCUCUUGCUGCUGCUCCAGCGGCUCGAAGCGGAGAAUAGCUUCACUGUCGAUGGAGCGUACGAUGAAGACAAGGUCCAUGCGGAAAUGGAAAGCAGUGGCUGGACCCGCCUCGAGCUCAAUGAGGACUGGGAAGGACUCCUGCGAGAAGCCAUGCGCCCCACGUUGAAGCUACCAGGGGAGAAGGGCCCGAGUGCAGCUUUAGCCAUUCAGCUGGCCAACGAACAGCAAACCGUGCAUGCCUUCCCCGCCAAGAUCGCGCAAGCUGACUGGAUCGUCUGUGUUCUCACUCAAGACCCAAAAGGGCGGGAGGCAGACAUCCUUCUAAAAACCCUCGCCAGAACUGAUUGGAGAGGACGACUUAUCGUUGACCAGCCCAGGGAGCUCUCUGAAACCAGCGGAAAUCGCCUGAUGCAGCUUCAGGUUCAAUGGGGUCAGGCACAAGUGGUCGACUAUCAGACUUCACACCACGGCAGCUUCUUUGCCAGGGCCAGAAGACUUUGGCUUUUUGGAGGAACGGCCGACGAAAAGGAGAGAGUUCAAGCAUGGCGAGUUGCACAAGUCAACGAGUGUCAGAUGUUACCUCUGCGAUCCGCAGAGGAGUCAGGUAAGGGAUUAUGCCCGCCCGACUACCUUUUUACGAGAGAACCAAACCUCAUCACCACCGGUGACAAGUGGCUUCCAAAACCAGUCGGCCACUUGGUUGACGUGCGCGCCGGCAGCAGGCACCUGGUCCAUAGCACACGGGGCCCAGCUUGCGGACCUAGGCUCACAAGUGAGCGUCUCAAGAUCCCAGGAGGCACCCUGUUGGAAGAUGGGACGGGUUUGGUCCGUCCUCUCCUCCCAGAAGAGGUGUGGGAAAUGCAAGGGGGCCUCGCAGAGGAUUGGCGUUCCGCCGACUCGAAGAGAAAGGAUCGCAUGAUAGCAGCUGCAGUCCGGGAGCCAGGCUGGCAAGUGGCUAUGAGUCUCAUGCAGGCUCUGACUGGAACCGAUGGGAAGGCAGGAGUCCUGGACCCCGAUGAGAUCCAAGCCCACGAGCAACUAGAGGUCUGGCUGCGAGCGUGGGGGAGGAACCCGAAGGCUCCCUCUUCCGAGCUUUUCCUUACUUCGUGGAAAGAGCCACGUGUGGCAGUGGCACCCACUCAUGAGUUCGUGGGAGCGACAACCCAGGCGAAAGCAGGCGGAGGCAAACGCACCACCGUGAAGCCAGCACUCAGUGAAGUGGAGAGGCUGGUCCAGCCCGCAUCCAAAAGAGGCGGGACUACUGGGACCCCCCGCCCCCGAGGAGGGAGCACAGCAGAGCUUGACCAGGUAGCCAUGGAAGCUGUCUUGGCCAAACUGGCUGAUUCAACUCGCAGGGUCUAUGCAUCAGGCUGGAAGCAAUGGGCGUUGUACAAUGCCAGCUCGGGCACUCACCCGUUCCUUGACGGAGAAGAGCGCUCCGCUCGGACUGAAGACGAGCAGAGGUUGAUUCGGUUUGUAGUAUUUCUACAUCAAGUCAUGGGAAGGUCCAUAGGAUACCCUGAUCCACUGGUCGGGCGACCUCGGUUGUGGGCAGCGGUUGCGGGUCUACAACGUUGGGAAGGUUGGUUUUUCAUGAUGCGGGCCAGUGAACUCUUGCCCAGUAUCAAUGGAGAAGACCCCAUGAAUAGGGCGCUCCGCCCAGCUGAUGUCCUACAGCCCCAUCGGUGGCGCAGCCCUGAAGACGAGGCGCCUUUGUUCCGCUAUGAAGACAGGACGGGGCUUGACAGAGAGGGCAUCACCCAUUUCAUCAAGAUAGCUGCAUUGGCCGUAUCGUUUGCAGUGAAGGCUGGUGCUAUGGAUGCUACUGAUGAAAGUGCCGAUGGGGGACGAAAGCCAGCAGCUCCAGAUCGAGCCAAUGCAGCGAACCUCUUUCUAGCAGCUCACCCAGGACUAGAUCUUUAUCAAUUCCUGGGUGUUCCACCCGGUGCGACUCCAGCUCAGGUGCUCACCGCAUAUCGUCGCAGGUCCCGUGAGACUCAUCCAGACCGCUUUGCAACUGCUGGGGAAGAUGUCCAGAAAGCCAAAGGAGAGGAGUUUAAGAUGUUGGGAAUGGUCCGAGAGAUCCUCUUGGAUCCACUGAUGGCCACUCAAUACAUGAGGUGGAGACAAGAGCAAAUUGCUGCAAAGCAUGGGCGAGGCCGUUCCCCAGUUUUUCCAGCUGGUGUCUAUGCCAAGCAAGCUUCAUCAUUCCAACAAGCCAGAUUAAGUUUUGAUCGGUCCUCCACUCCUGCUGGCGCAGGAGCCAGCAGCUCGGGAGGAGCAGGCCGGGAGGUGCCUCGUAAACCGCCCCCCCCUUCACAGGGAUAUCCUGGAGGAGGAGCGCAAGGAGGACCGCCCCCAGCCAAAGCCCCUCCUGCUCCAGCAGGGACCGCGCAAAAGCCAAGGAAACCUCCACCGCCCGCGAAUCCGCCUACUCCGAGCUCAAGUGCGAAGCCAAGGAAAGCACCGCCACCAAGAAAUGAUGAUGGGAGGCCCAGAGGACCUACCACCCCACCAAUGCAAAAAAUGGCACCCACGCAAGCUAUUCCAAAGGGAGCACCGCCAACACCGGCCAAGCAUUUCCCCAGGGCGACCCAACCAUAUACUGGAGGGGGCAUGGUGGACGAUUUGCGAGUUCCUCGCAUCGCACUGGCAGAUGCAGGGGUGAAACGAUCAGACGCUCCGUCUGAGUCUUGGUGGUCAGAGACGUCAUCCAGAUAUAGGGCCCCUUCGAGCUGGUUGGAGCCCGGGUCUGAGCCUUGGGUCGAAGAUGACCUUCCACCGGAGAGCACCGUCCCAGACAACGAGGAUGACUAUGUGUAUGUUGAGGUGGAAGCUGAAGACGAUGACAUGGACACCCUCCAAGACCACCAAUUCGAUGAAGAAGAUUGGGACGAGCCGGCAUGGGAAGAGCUCCCUGAGGAGGGGACCGGGUCUGAGCAAGUCUUCCAAACCUUCGAUCAAGCCGUGAUGCAAGGACUGCUCCAGUUCAUGGAUUUCGUGAACAGAGGACGGGCCAAGAUGCUGAUUGAAGGUGGCUCCGCCGCCACUUCCAAAGCCAGCUCAUCCAGAACAGAGCCAAAGGAGCCGCCGAAAGCCCUAGCCCCCAAACCAGUUCCUCCAGUGCUGAUGCAGAAGACACCAGCACCAAAGAAGCCCCCUCCGCCACUGCCAGCAGCCAACUAUGCCAUGCCGGCAAGAGCUAUGGGACUCGGUUCAGGCGCAACAGCAUCAUCUUCUGAGGGCGCUCCGCCCACUGAGGUGAACCACUUUGGGUUUGACGAGUCUGAAGUCGACUAUGGUGAUGACGAUGAUCGAACCCCUGAGGAGAAGGCAGAAGAUGAGGAGCUGCUCGAGAAGACCAAGACGAAAGUGGAAGCUUUCCUGCGAGCACCCCCAGGGAUGAGGAAGACGCUUCGCUCCCAAGCAUGGAAGCGGUGCAAGAGCAAACUGGAGGAGCUCAACUUUGAGUUCAGCACUCGUCCACUGCCCGAAAUGCACCCAGGCAAAUUCGAGAAGGAUCUCAAGGAUGGCUUCACCUACGCGGAGGCCAAACAACGCCAAAAGGGCCGGCAACGGGCCGCCCGACAUCAGCGAGCCUUGGCUGAAAUGGAGGGUGCCUCCUUUGAGGAUUUCCCGAAAUCCUGGUCACAUGGGUAUUCCAAGCAAGUCCUGAAGCCGGGUUUCCUCGAAGAGAAGAACAAGGAGCGGGCCCGCCGAAAAGCUACAAAGGCCAACUAUCGAUCCGAUAGAUCACGCAGCACUCCAUCACCUCGCCAGUCAGCUGCUCCAGCUGCUGCAUCCAACCAGGCUGAAGCUGAAAGCACGGCCAACUGGGAAGCAGGAAGUCAAUGGCACGACUGGCAAGCGAGACGCAGCAGUGAGUGGCAACGGCAUCAACCAGAUGUCACACAACGGAGAGAUGCAAAUGCCGCAGACGAUGACGACUGGGGCAACUGGACCAGAGAUGGGCAACGAGGCAGCAACCAAGAUGGCUGGUCCAGCUAUGACUAUGGAAACCAUCAGGAUCGACAGUGGAACCAGUGA